Molecule: messenger RNA, 1212 nt
Organism: Musa acuminata subsp. malaccensis (wild Malaysian banana)
Lineage: Eukaryota; Viridiplantae; Streptophyta; Magnoliopsida; Zingiberales; Musaceae
Product: geranylgeranyl pyrophosphate synthase 7, chloroplastic-like
Biological process (GO): isoprenoid biosynthetic process
Molecular function (GO): geranylgeranyl diphosphate synthase activity
Source: RefSeq, a predicted model, not a curated record
AUGGCAUCGCUGGCCGCUUGUAUCUGCUGCACCGAUGUGGGCCCGAGGACCGACAUCUCCUCCCGCUCAUCCUACUCCUCCACCACCUUCCGCUUUCCUCCCCCUUUGCGGACGGCGACGGCGGCCCUAAGGACGCGACCCGCCACGUUCGCCUCCGCCCAACGCCGCCUCCCGCGACCGCCCUGCGUGAUGGAGGUUGACACCUGCCCGUCCCCCGCCGCGGAACCGGCACCGGCGGAGGCCGAGGCUUUCGAUUUCAAGGGCUACAUGCUCCGGAAGGCGGCGGCCGUCAACAGCGCCCUUGAUGAGGCCGUGCCGCUCGUGCACCCGGAGCGGUUCUACGAGGCGAUGCGCUACUCCCUCCUCGCCGGCGGCAAGCGCGUCCGCCCCGUCCUUUGCCUGGCCGCCUGUGAGGUUUCUGGCGGCCGGGACGCCUGCGCGAUGCCCGCUGCCGUUGCCGUCGAGAUGAUCCACACCAUGUCCCUCAUCCACGACGACCUCCCCAUCAUGGACGACGACGACUUCCGCCGCGGCCGACCUUCCUGCCACCGCGCCUUCGACGAGCCCAUCGCCCUCCUAGCCGGCGACGCCCUCCCUUUCCUUGCUUUCGGCCACCUGGCAGACCCGGCAUCCUACCCUGCCGACGGAUCCGUGCCUCCUGACCGGAUCGUCCGUGCUGUAAGUGAGCUUGCACGCUGCGCCGGUGCCGGGGGACUCGUCGCGGGCCAAGUGGCUGACAUGGAGGCCACUGGGCUCGGAUCUCACGUUAGCCUCGAUCAGCUUGAGUUUAUCCACCUCCACAAGACCGCUGCUCUUUUGGAGGCUUCGGUGGUCAUCGGCGCCAUCGUGGGUGGUGCCUCCGAUCACCAGAUUGAGCAGCUGAGAAAUUACGCUAGGUGCAUUGGGCUACUGUUCCAGGUUGUUGAUGACAUCCUCGACGUGACUAAAUCGUCGGAGGAGCUGGGAAAGACGGCAGGGAAGGAUCUGGCCAGCGAUAAGACGACGUAUCCAAAGCUGUUGGGUUUGGAGAAGUCAAGGGAGUUCGCCGAGGAGCUGCUGAAGGACUCCAAGGAGCAGCUUGCCGGAUUUGAUCCAAUAAAGGCGGCGCCUUUGCUACACCUAGCGAAUUAUAUUGCCGACCGCCAGAAGUAGAUCAUUCGGAUGGUAAAACUGGGAUCAAUUUGAUCUGCCAUUAGGAGCUGCAAUGUCAUG